Molecule: messenger RNA, 390 nt
Organism: Racocetra fulgida
Lineage: Eukaryota; Fungi; Glomeromycota; Glomeromycetes; Diversisporales; Gigasporaceae
Source: the annotation of a GenBank genome assembly
AUAAAAGAUGUCCUCGUACUCGCCUACAUCAAAAACUUAUUGAUUAUCAAAGUUAUUCCUCUUAUCCUCCAUUUGCUGAUAAAAUGCAAUGGAUAUUAUUUCAAGUUGGCUUGUUUAGUGAUGAAAUUUUAAAAUAUGACAUAUCCACUGUUACAACCGCUUUUAACAGUCCAAAUCAAUUUAUUUUUAUUAAUGUCUCGGUCAAAAUUGAUUUCGCUCAAAUAAUUGCUGAAUCAAUUGUUACUCCAAAAGUAAAACCAAAUUGUAAUUAUGUAGUCGAAUUUGAAACGAACAUGCCGGCUGAAAUAACUGAAUUUGAAACUACAAAUCAAUUACGUAUAUCAGGAAUAAUAUCUGCCCGUCCUAUUCCAAAGAUUUUAUAUCCUGACU